AGUCAAUCGAAGGGGCUUUUUGAUUCGGCGAUUAUCAAUAUUAUUAUAAAUAUCCUAUCAAUAAUAUAAAUAUAUCAUCAAAAAAAUGUCAUAAAUUCAGUGGUGAUUGAAAAUUUAAGUGGUUUUUGUAUAUUCUGUCGUUUAUCCUGUGAAAUGGAGAAUUUUGAGGACGAAAUAAGCAGUUUGGACGAAGAAACUACUUCUUUAUUGAACAAUGAUUCUUCUGAGAAGAAAUCUGAUGACAUCAAUCCUGAUUUGUUAGAUGAUGAUAUUCAAGAUACACGAUCAGAACUGAAAUUUGAUAUUGCUCUGGAAUCUGAAGAAGAGACUGAAAAGAGAACAGAAAUAGAAAGAGCACUGGAAGACCAGCACUCAUUAUUGGGAACUUGGCAAAAUUUUGCAAUAAGCAGUUAUGGACUUGUUGCAGAUGAUCUGAGGUACAAGGUUUGGCCUCUCCUGCUAGAAGUUGACCCUAGUCAUGAUGAAAGAAUCCCAUCAUUAGAAGAACUGUCUGGUCAUAGUGAAUAUCAACAAGUAGUAUUAGAUGUAAAUAGGUCUUUAAAAAGAUUUCCACCAGGCAUUCCAUAUAAACAAAGAGUAGCUUUGCAAGAUCAGCUCACUGUCCUUAUAUUGAGGGUAAUAAUGAAAUACCCAAAUUUACGUUACUAUCAGGGCUAUCAUGAUGUAGCUAUAACAUUCUUAUUAGUAGUAGGAGAGGUAAUGGCAUUUAGGAUAAUGGAAAAACUCAGUACAAAUCAUCUGAGAGACUGUAUGGAGCCUACAAUGGAAAAAACUUCACACAGACUGAACUAUAUUUAUGCUCUGCUCUCUAGAGUUGAUGCUGAUCUUCAUAAUUUCAUGGAUAGUGCAUCUGUAGGUACAAUGUUUGCAUUACCUUGGUACCUCACCUGGUUUGGACAUUCUCUAAACCAGUACAAAGAUGUGGUGAGGCUCUAUGACUAUUUCUUGGCCUCACCACCUGACAUGUCUCUGUAUGUGGCAACAUCCCUGGUAGUGCACAGAAGGAAAGAAGUUUUUGCUGAGGGCAGUGAUAUGGCUAGCAUCCACUGCACUCUGUCCCAGAUUCCAGAUAACCUGGAUUUUGAGGAAAUUCUGGAAAGAGCCUCUGCAUUCCACAAGAAGUAUCCUAUGGUGAAAUUGGAGCAUUUGGUGAAGAAGAGGGUCCAAAAAGAAAUUGAUCAGCGUAAGAAGGAUGAACAGAUUAUGAGAAGACGUCUGAAUAGAAAUAAGAGCAUGUGGGUACGCCUCAAUAAUAAUCUACCAAUGUGGUUGGUUUUCAAAGGGAGGUAUGGACUUCUAUUUGCUGCAGCAACAGUUCUUUUGGGGUAUCUUUUCUACAUCAAAGCAUCAGAAAAAAAAUUUUCACUCAGGAAUUUAUUCAAUACAUGACAUUUGCUGACACCAGCCCCCAUAGGAACCAUCAUGCAUAAACGGUUUUAUACAAUUUUUUAGAUAUUUAUUAUUUUUGUAUGGAUUGUAAAUUGUAUAUUGAGGUAUUAUGAAAGUGAAAGAAAAAUAGACUUAUUAAUUAUAUUUAUCUAGUAAUAAGGUAUCAGAGAUGCUUGUUAUUAUUAUUAUCAAUAUUAUAUAUUGUCACAGUGUAUUGCUCAAGCAAUAAACUGUGUACAUGGUAGAGAAACUAAGAACAUAAUUCAAUCAAUUGUCCCAAUUAUUUGAUCAGAUUUGAUUCCCAUAUCUGUGAAUUUAUUAUUUUUUUGAUGAGCAAAUGAACAAAACAGCAGCAUUACCAAAAAUUUUAAUUUCUAUUUAGGAAAAUAAAUUGUACAGGAACAAAAAAAAAUCAUUGUUAAUUUCGAAUUCUUCAGAAUAAGUGUAU
Messenger RNA from Phaedon cochleariae (mustard beetle), 1858 nucleotides. The record is from the annotation of a GenBank genome assembly. NCBI's taxonomy places the organism in Eukaryota, Metazoa, Arthropoda, Insecta, Coleoptera, Chrysomelidae.